This is a messenger RNA of Cantharellus anzutake, 354 nucleotides long. RefSeq lists its product as uncharacterized. Lineage: Eukaryota; Fungi; Basidiomycota; Agaricomycetes; Cantharellales; Hydnaceae. The coding region runs from base 1 to 354 and encodes 117 amino acids. The transcript is spliced from 2 exons. The record is from RefSeq and is a predicted model, not a curated record.
AUGUCUACCGCCGAGUACAGCCGCCUCCCGACGUACGACCCAGACCGUGUCAAUGUAGAGGAGGAUGAGGAAAACCGACCACGCUCCUACCGAGACGACCCUCGUUUUGUUGAACCAACACCCGCACAUUGGAAGCGUGCAGCAUUGAUUUUGUUCAUAUUGUUCCUCGCUUGGGCGGGAUAUAAGCUCCGUUCCAUGCGAAGCGACCCAGUUUAUGUAUAUGCUGAUAGGUACUCCCAACAGUUCAAGUAUCGUCCCGCCGCCUCUCCCAUCAUUCGGAGAAGACUUCCUGACGGUCGAAUCGAGAUUCGAGGCGACUAUCCGCGGCGCCAUCCCCCUCGAGAGGAAUUAUAA